UUUAAAGGAAGACGAGUAUACUGUAUUCGUGCUUCGUAGAGAAGAGGACGGAGAGUCGUGCAUAGAAAAAGUGCAACUUGAAGGGAGCAAGUCUAAUUAUAAGCGAUACAAUCACUUUGUGUGAUACAUCGCUAGAAAGAAUUGUGAAAUCGGGCGAGGUUGAUUUUUUUCGCACGCGUGAAUUCGACGAAACGUUAUUCUCGAAUUCCGUUACAUCUUGGCAUUAGGCUCGUGUGCUCGGUAACGUGACAAGUGUCGUUGAUGAGCCAAUAGAAUUCUCGACGAAUCCGGUUCCUCAGCGGUAUGUCGGCGCCGUCGUUGAAGGAUCACCAGUCAUCCCGGCGGAGUUCCAAGAUAUGCUUCCCGAUGAAUUCGCGGCAGUGACCUAUCCUAACAAGAUUGCAUCUGUCCGGUGCUGAGUGAUCGAACGAUGGAGCACCAGGACCAAAAUCAAACGGUCAAAGCGAAUGGAGACGAGGAUCUACAGGCAAAGAUCCAUAGAUUGGAGUCGGAAAAUAUUAAAAUGCGAGAGGAAUUUAAUGUACAAAGAGCCAAGAUGAAGGAAUUGUUUCUUCAGAAAGAAGAGGAAUUAAAAAGAAGAUUAGAGGAGAACACAGGCCUGCAAAAGGAGAAUCUAAGACUAAAAAAUGAACUGGAUGAAGCAAAGAGUCAACUAGUUGUUGCAGAUCUUAAAAUACAAAAUGAUAUAUUAGUAGAGAAGAGGAAAGCUGAAGAAGAGAUAGCAUCUUUACAACAGGUUAUUCAUGAAACAGUAGAAGAAUCUUCUUGUUCAAGAAAGCAGCUUGUCAGUGAAGUAUCCAAGUUACAAUUAGCUCUUUCUAAGCUUCAAGAAGAAAAUGCACUAUUGAAAACGCAAUUGCCACGUGAUCCGCCAACAGAUGGACCACAAAUCUCAUUGUCUACAGUAACUAAAACAUUAGCUAGAAAAGUGGCUUCACAGUUAGGUGCAGAUUCUUUAUCUCUAGGUCCUGAUAAUUUAGAAGAAAGCAUGCGGAAGGUAAAAAAAUAUGCACAAGAAGAUGCAGAAGUUUUACGUUCGUUGGUUGUACCACUUGAAGAAGAAAUAAAAGCUUUAAAAGAAAAAUUAAGGUCAACCGAUGAUGAACUGCAAAAAUCUAAAGACAUUUUAUUAAAAAGACGGCAGCAAGAGCCUGGUUCCUUUGAGCCAUCAUGUGAUAUGUGUGCAAAUUAUGAAGCACAAUUAGUCAAAGUAGAAGCGACUGCUAAAAAUUUGGAGAAGCAGUUAUUGGAUUCUCAACGUAUGCUACAAGCUCAAAGAGAGGACUUAGCUAAAGAAGUUGAAUUUCGAAAAGAAAUGGAAGGAAAGUGGAAUGAGAAGAAGGAGGAGCAUAAAAUCAAAGUUGCAGAGCUCACAGCUACCUCGCAAACGACGCAACAAAAUUUAUUAGAGUUAAAGAAAACUUUCGAACAAGUUCAGAGGAGUGUAACAGAAGAGCUUUGUAAAUUGACACGAGGUAGAGAAGAAGUACAGAGACAUCUCACUGCACUUCAAGCAGAAAAUGAGAAUCUGGUGGGUAAGCAAAGCAAACAUUCACAACAACUUCAAAGUGAAAGUAUCAACAUGCCAAAUACUGUUGAGGAAUUGCAAUUUAGCCUUUUAAGAAUGCGCGAAGAUUUAAUUACAGCCAAAGUAGCUCAAGAAGUAGCACAAGAGAAGGAAGAAACACUACGAUAUGAAGUCACUCUUCUGAGAGAACAAAUGGAACAGGAGAGUACAGUUAAAGAACAAGAGAAUUCUGUGUUAAAAAAUGAAAUAAGUGGAUUAAGAGUGCAAUUAGAUAAGUACAUAAGAGAUCAUCAUAUACUUGCUGAUAGAGAAAAGAAACUUGAUCAGUUAGAAAAACAGCUACAGGAAACCGAGAAAGAGAAGAAAGAUGCAGAAUCGGCCGUAACUGAACUACAACAGAGAGUUAAGAGUUUGCAGCAAGAAUUAGAUACUAGUGAAGCAGUGCAAAAAGACUUCGUGAGAUUAUCACAGUCAUUACAGGUACAACUGGAAAGGAUUAGACAGGCAGGUAGCGAAGUAAGAUGGCAACAUGAAGAGGAUGUUGAAGAAUGUCCUACUUGUCAUACUACAUUCUCAGUUACAAAGAAAAAGAUGCAUUGCCGUCACUGUGGCCAUAUAUUUUGCCAAUCUUGCCUCUCGCACGUCGUGAAUAGCGGGCCGCAACAAAGACCAUCCAGAGUCUGUGAUGUUUGUCAUACUUUAUUAGUGCAAGAUACUGCACCAUACUUCAGCCAAGAAGCUCCACAUACACCUGACUAAAUGUCUUGAAACGACGAUCUUAACGUAGUUCAACGAGACGUGCAAUAUCUGAGAGUUAGAAAGGUUCAUAGUGUAAAAAUAUGGGGUUAAGGUAUAAGAAAUUCCUAUUACCUGAGAACCGAAGUGAUACAACAAAUAUCGUGUAAAUAUAAAAAGUUAUGUACUAUCUAAAUAGUUAUUGUAAUUAAACAAAUUAAAGCUUUUGAAUGUAUGUGAGUUAUCCAGAAAAA
Cataglyphis hispanica is the source of this 2538-nucleotide messenger RNA. It is a transcript of the gene Rbpn-5, whose product is annotated as rab GTPase-binding effector protein 1. The record is from RefSeq and is a predicted model, not a curated record. Bases 431 to 2308 code for a protein of 625 amino acids. Gene Ontology annotation, biological process: endocytosis. Gene Ontology annotation, cellular component: intracellular membrane-bounded organelle. The transcript is spliced from 9 exons. NCBI's taxonomy places the organism in Eukaryota, Metazoa, Arthropoda, Insecta, Hymenoptera, Formicidae. Gene Ontology annotation, molecular function: growth factor activity; GTPase activator activity; metal ion binding.